UGAUUUUUAUUCCCAAAAUAGCCCACGCUGAAGAAAUAUGGAUGUAUUUAAACUCUUUGGGUUCCUGACUCUCCAUAAGAGCUUCAAAGCUCUGAGGUACUGCAUACCAUCUCCUGUAACUCGAUUCAAAUGGAUUUCCGUCACAAAAAGGAACAUCUUUCCUUCUCCAUCGAGAAUAUUCUACGAGACGACUUCUCCCGCGGGGUGAAGAAUGACAGAGUGAAACUAAUGCCACCUAGGUCAACUUUUACGAAGCGUUUGGACAGUGCAUCUUACCAAUUGCAUGGAGUUCAUUAUUACAGACCAAUGAUUGUUAGAUAUUUGCCCGUUAUUUAUAAAUUGGAUGCACGAUGUUUACGCUUUAACGAGGGAAAUGAACAGAAUAUAGUGACUCAGAAUCCCGCCAAUGACAAAGAUAUUUCGGGUUUCGAGGACGAUUCUUCACUUCAACAUAAAGAAGGUAAUAAUUUUCUUAAGUCCUCUUGCUUUUUUGAUCACUACAGGUAGGGAUAAUUCUAUACCUGCAUAGUAAUGAAGCGUAACGCCUCUUACUUCUCUGAAACAUAAUUUGCAUAAGCGUUAAAUUACAUGGUCUGACUAACUCGUUUACAGGGUCACUGGAUGAGGGUUUCGGUUCAAAGCUUUCUGUUUGUCUACUGUUCCCCUAGUUGCAGAAAAAAUAUCGUUUCUACACCACUUUGUUAAGACAGAAGGCAAAAAAACAAAAACAAAAAACAAAAAAAACAAGAAAAGCUUAUUAUUGAAGGCCGGGUUCCACAUUCAAAUUCCUCUAGAAAAUAAAGUAAAACGGAUUUUAUUGUGUUCCCUGUGUUCUAGAGGUUUUAUGCAACAGUAAACUCGAUCGUCAGCCGCUGCUCGGGAAAUAAGUUAACGCGUGAUGCGAAAAUUAACAAGAGGGUUCCAAAUUGAAUAAACCCCUCCUGGCCUGCUGGCAUGUCGACUGAUAAUGCCGAUUUCACAUUUGCUCUCGAGGCUUUGUUCUCGGCCAAAUAUUCAAUUCUAGGACAAUAUCUCAGCCGCAGAUAGUGUCAGCGACUUACCAGCCGUUUGAACAGGUUUAUUUACCAAAUAGGUCAAAUAUGACUUACAUUAUUCCUCUUCACCUUCAGACGCCAAAACAGACGGAAAUGGCGAUGAAAAUCCCAAACCGUUUAAGAUGGACGUCGGCGAGGACCUGACCCCCAAAAGGAAGCGAAGACACCGGAGCCAUUUCACUCAACAUCAGCUCCAACAUCUCGAAAAAUUGUUUUCCCGCCAAAAAUAUCUAACCCGAGACGAGCGCACGCUGUUGGCGAGAGGACUGGAAAUGACAGAACUUCAAAUUAGAAACUGGUUUCAGAACCGGAGAUAUUUGGAAAGAAAAAGCGUUAAAGAAUGCGCGAAACAAGUCAAAGCUAAUGAACUUUGAAGACCGAUGUGAGUUAGAGAACAUUGACGAUUUUCGUCGAGGAGC
This is a messenger RNA of Pocillopora meandrina, 1474 nucleotides long. Lineage: Eukaryota; Metazoa; Cnidaria; Anthozoa; Scleractinia; Pocilloporidae. The record is from the annotation of a GenBank genome assembly.